AGCCCUCUAGCGCCUCCUGCUCAACCCCUUGCUACGCGGAUCCACUCCCUCCCGCCCGCCGGUCCGCCUGUCCGCCUGCCCCGCGCAGUUCCAGCAGCAAAACAGAAGGACGCGCCGGGAGAUGGAGAGCAAAGCCCUGCUCCUCGUGGUCCUGGGAGUGUGGUUCCAGAGUUUGACCGCCUUCCAUGGAAGGGUGGCCGCAGUAGAUGGGGGAAGAGAUUUUACAGACAUUGAAAGUAAAUUUGCCCUAAGGACCCCUGAAGACACAGUUGAGGACACUUGCCACCUCAUUCCUGGAGUAGCAGAAUCGGUGUCUAACUGCCACUUCAACCACAGCAGCAAGACCUUCGUUGUGAUCCAUGGCUGGACGGUGACAGGAAUGUAUGAGAGUUGGGUCCCCAAACUUGUGGCUGCCCUGUACAAGAGAGAACCUGACUCCAAUGUCAUUGUGGUAGACUGGCUGUAUCGGGCCCAGCAACAUUAUCCAGUGUCUGCUGGCUACACCAAGUUGGUGGGAAAUGAUGUAGCCAGGUUCAUCAACUGGAUGGAGGAAGAAUUUAACUAUCCCCUGGACAAUGUCCACCUUUUGGGCUAUAGCCUCGGAGCCCAUGCUGCCGGUGUGGCAGGAAGUCUGACGAACAAGAAGGUUAACAGAAUCACUGGCUUGGAUCCAGCUGGGCCUAACUUUGAGUAUGCAGAGGCCCCUAGUCGCCUUUCUCCUGAUGAUGCAGAUUUCGUAGAUGUCUUACAUACAUUCACCAGAGGGUCUCCUGGCCGAAGUAUUGGUAUCCAGAAACCAGUAGGACAUGUUGACAUUUAUCCCAAUGGAGGCACUUUCCAGCCAGGAUGCAACAUUGGGGAAGCCAUUCGUGUGAUUGCAGAGAGGGGCCUGGGAGAUGUGGAUCAGCUGGUGAAGUGCUCCCAUGAGCGCUCCAUUCAUCUCUUCAUUGAUUCCCUGUUGAAUGAAGAAAACCCCAGCAAGGCUUACAGGUGCAACUCCAAGGAAGCCUUUGAGAAAGGGCUCUGCCUGAGUUGCAGAAAGAAUCGAUGCAACAAUGUGGGCUAUGAAAUCAACAAGGUCAGAGCCAAAAGGAGCAGCAAGAUGUACAUGAAGACUCGCUCUCAGAUGCCCUACAAAGUCUUCCACUACCAAGUCAAGAUUCACUUUUCUGGGACUGAGAAUGACAAGCAGCUCAACCAGGCCUUCGAGAUUUCUCUGUAUGGCACAGUGGCCGAGAGUGAGAACAUCCCCUUCACUCUGCCUGAGGUCUCCACAAAUAAAACCUACUCCUUCCUGAUUUACACGGAGGUGGACAUCGGAGAACUGUUGAUGAUGAAGCUCAAGUGGAAGAGUGAUUCCUACUUCAGUUGGUCGGACUGGUGGAGCAGCCCCGGCUUUGUCAUCGAGAAGAUUCGGGUGAAAGCAGGAGAGACUCAGAAAAAGGUCAUCUUCUGUGCUAGGGAGAAAGUGUCUCAUCUGCAGAAGGGAAAGGACUCUGCGGUGUUUGUGAAGUGCCAUGAUAAGUCUCUGAAGAAGUCUGGCUGAUACUGAACAAACCAACAAGAAAAGAAAGCACAUGAGUUCUUUGAAGACUGGAGUGAGCGAAGUAAAUUAUAAAAAAGAAAAAAAUACCCUUGUUUGGGUGUUUGAAAGUGGGUUUUCCUGAGUAUUAAUCCCAGCUCUAUCUUGUUAGUUAAGUUAGAAGACAAGCUCAAAUAGUAAAACGUGACUAAUAAGGUGAGGAGUCCCGUGGCCAAUAUUAUGUUUUCCAGCAUCACAGGACAGCAAAUAGGAGAAGCAUGGUGACUUUUGUCCCUUAAGAAGGAAUCUUUUCUUCCCAAUAAAUACAACUCCUUCCUGUCACCCAAUUGGUCAUGGUCAAAAAAUUAGUGAGGGUGAGGGCCUCUUAUUUUGUUAGAAUUCUGAGGCUUUAAACUGAGACCUUUUCAAAGUUUUCUCCAAGUCUAAUAUAGAUGACAUUUUUGUGGCAUGAGUCAGAUUCAUUUCUUUAGCAGUGGAAAUACCUGGUCUUUGUAACUAGUUCUUUUCACCCUUGUGAUGAAGCAAAAACAACAACAACAAAAAGAUAAUCAGGGAUGUAUGACUUAGCAAAAGCAAUGGAGGCCAGAGCUCAUGAUGUCCUGAGCCUUGGUCUCACUAUGGCAAAGUAUAAGUCAACAGAGGUACAGAACUAGAUUCAGUAACUCUAAUUGGCUUGAAUUUUUAUGGCUUAACCCCUACAUCUUUUAAAAGUUUGUCUUAUAUUUUAACAUUGCUCUCUAAGUAGAUGUUGAUAAUGAGCUUAUAACUCAGGUAACACAUAAAUUGAAUGGAAAGAAAAUAAUGCCUAGUCUGAUUUUACUUUUAUUUUUUGCUUUUUUUGAGAAAAACUCUCAUUUGUUCUACUCUGAGGCCAAGCCUGUCCCAGAACUCAGGUAUGUUGUUCAGGCUUUCCUUGAACAAUCAGUGAUCCUCCUGUCUUAGCUUUCUGAGUGCUGGGAUUAUUAGCAUGAACCAUACCGGGCUUGAUACCAUAAUUUUAUCACUGAAUUUUUCCUAUUUGUUUUCAUCAAGUUGAACACAGUCAACAGCCAAUAGUUGCAUUUAGUUUGAGACUCUUCUCAGCCAUGCCUCUGCCAUAUUCUAACAUAUCACAUUCAUUUCUAGUUUAAGACAUGAUCAAGUUCAAACUCUUCAGCACGCAAUGUACAAAUUUUAGAUAAUGGCCAUUUUACCACAUAAAAGUUGAAAUUACUAGGAAAUAUGCUUAUCAAUGCUUGUAAAUUGUUGUGUACAAAGAAGGGAGUCAUCAAUUAUAAUAGCCACAGGAAGUACCAGGCAGAUUGCCACUGUUUCAUUUUACUUAAAAAACAAAAA
This is a messenger RNA of Phodopus roborovskii (desert hamster), 2878 nucleotides long. It is a transcript of the gene Lpl, whose product is annotated as lipoprotein lipase. Lineage: Eukaryota; Metazoa; Chordata; Mammalia; Rodentia; Cricetidae. The transcript has 10 exons. The record is from RefSeq and is a predicted model, not a curated record. Gene Ontology annotation, molecular function: lipoprotein lipase activity; apolipoprotein binding. Gene Ontology annotation, biological process: lipid metabolic process. Bases 122 to 1546 code for a protein of 474 amino acids.